AUGGCGUCCUGGGCUUUGCUCGACGAGAAAAGCGAGUUUGAGCUUCACAAGUCCCGUCUUUUCAAUGUCGAAGAGAGACCGUUCAAACGAAUCGCCACGCGCCUGUCUACCAUCUCCUCCGUCGCCUCCAAAGCCGCACGGCGUAAUGGGACAACAGAAAAUGGCACCGAUGCAGCAAACGUCCCCACCCAAGACAGCUUGAAAGAAGAUGUUACGCUCGACUUUGCCGCCUUUGAGAGCAGCAUUGCGCGUCUCCAGUUCCUCCACGACGCCAAUCAGCGCGAGCGUGAACGAUAUGCGGCUGACCAGCAGCGCAUUCUGACGGAAUGCCAGACAGUGCGGACCAACAAUGGACAGUUAAGAGAACAGUUGAACGCCGCGAGAGCGACGCUCGACCAGCGGAAGAAAUUCGACGAACUCGCGGACAAGAUCACAUCCAACAGACUACUGCGUCCGCGGGAGGACCAGCUCGCCAACUUGGCGAAACUCGAGGAAGAGUGCAGGGAGUUGGAACGAGAGAGUGGUACAUACAAAGAAACAUGGAAGGAGCGCAGAGAACAGUUCAACAGGAUCAUGGAAGAAGGCAUGAUGCUGAGGCGGCAAAUUCGCGACGAGAAGGAGGAGGUCGACCGGCGAGAGGGCAUGAAUGAGGAAGGGGAGGAUGAGGCCGAAGGAGAGAGGGUGGGCGCAACACCCAGACCGGUUGCCAGUGACAAUGCGACGCCACGUCCAGACGGCGAGGUUCAGUCCAAAGGCGAGGACGAUGUGGAAAACGAAGAUGGGUCCGCAAACGCAGCGGCUUCGAGCAGGGACAGGACGCCGCUGGGCGACACGCCCGCUCAGGACCGGGAAGGGUCAAGGGCGGCCCCGACACCGGCCGACUCGACGUCCUGGGCGUCACGAAGUUCAGGACGCUAUCUACAGGCUCCUGACGGGCAAACCCCUUCACUGCAAGGAGAUCAGGACGCCGGGGAUGUCGACAUGGAAUACCAUGCGGAGAACCAAACGAGAAGGCGGGAUGAUGAAGAGGGCGAGGAUGAAAUGGAGGUUGAGGAAUAA
Metarhizium album ARSEF 1941 is the source of this 1059-nucleotide messenger RNA. Its product is annotated as Tho complex subunit 7/Mft1p. Bases 1 to 1059 code for a protein of 352 amino acids. NCBI's taxonomy places the organism in Eukaryota, Fungi, Ascomycota, Sordariomycetes, Hypocreales, Clavicipitaceae. The transcript has a single exon. Gene Ontology annotation, biological process: mRNA processing. Gene Ontology annotation, cellular component: THO complex part of transcription export complex. The record is from RefSeq and is a predicted model, not a curated record.